AUGUCAACAAGAACGAGCACUUCUACCCCGGAUACUAAUAAAAACACUGCCCAAACGGGUUUCACAGUACAACGUGAAAGCGAACCCAUUUCACCAGAAAGAUCGCACAGAUCUCAUCAAUUUUUACAAGAGGAAUUACCCAAUGUUGAGCAGGAAUUAACCGACAGCGACGACGAGGAUGAAUUUAUCAGAAGGUUUGGUGAUAUAAAUGUGCAAUACAUUAAACCACCAAAAGACAGCUUCUGGUUUAUUAGACCUCAUGCCCUCAAUUAUUUCAAAGACGGGAUAUUAUUUCGUACUAAAGGUGAAAGAGGAAGUUCCAAGACUGAAUUGUUCUUGGAUUUACUCUAUGUUGGAUUGAUUGCUAAUUUAGCAGGGGAAGCAAGUGAAGAAGCCAGCGGGUUGGCGUUGCUAAAAUACGUUUUAUUCUUUUUGCCCAUGUGGGUAGUGUGGGCCGAUAUCAAGGAUUUCACCAACUACUAUUACAACGAAGAUUUAUCACAAAAGUUGUAUAUAUUUUGGAUACUCUGUUUGCUUACAUUGUACAUCAACAGCCACUACGACAUCACAGAAAGCCACAGUAAAGCUGCAAUCCCCGUCGUGUCCUACAUUCUAUGCCGUUUAUCAUUGGCCGUUUCGCUAGUGAUUUACUCCUUCUUCAUUCCCGAACACCGACCACAACAACGAUUAUAUGCUACGACUAUAUUUGUGACUUCGAUGUGUUGGAUUUCGGUUAUCUUUGUAACCACCAGGGUAAAGAUUGCCCUUGCGUUUGUUUUCCUAUUCUUAGAACAAGUGUGCUUUUCAAUUUGUUAUCAUCCAUGGACUAAACGAUUGAUGCAUCUUACAAUGUCUACUGCAUUGAACAUUGAACACGAGGUGGAAAGGUUUUCGGUCUUUGUUACUAUUGCAAUUGGUGAGUAUUUAUACAAGGUUGUUGCAACUGGAUCCUUAGGUGUAGGCUUCAGUGCUAAAUACGCCAGGGGUAUCUUUCUAUUGGCUGACGCGUACAUUUUAUUCUGGCUUUAUCAAUACGGGGGUACAUCCAGCAAAGCCGUCCACCCUUUGAGGAAUAGUGGAACAACGGCAAUGUUAUGGAUUUAUGCACAUGUGCCAUUGAUUGCAGCACUAGUCUUGUCGGCAGAUGCUGGCGGUGAUUUAUGUGCCAUUGAUAAUACCAGCACUAAAAAACAGCAACACUUGGAAGCAAGAAACGAAGGUGGCAGUGAAGGUGACCAAUCUGAACGAAAUAUGUAUGCAUUGGCGUUCUUUUACACUGGUGGAAUAGCUGUUGCCUUGGUGUGUAUGUUUGUGUUGGGGAUCCUGGAAAAAAGUCGUGACCCGCCACGCUUCUUUCUACUCCCCCAGAAGCUCAGAGUGUUUUGGAGAUUGCCCAUUGGUAUCAUCAUUGUCAUGAUUACUUUUGCAGAAUUGAACACGACGUUGUUAAUGGGUAUUGUGACUUUAUUGUUGGGAGUAUUAUUGGUAUUUGAAAGUUUCGUAUCUACGCCGAGAAACUGUUUGUUCGACAGUCAAUCUAUCAAUGAUGCAGCUUGA
Molecule: messenger RNA, 1557 nt
Organism: Lodderomyces margitis
Lineage: Eukaryota; Fungi; Ascomycota; Pichiomycetes; Serinales; Debaryomycetaceae
Exons: 1
Coding region: 1-1557 (518 amino acids)
Source: RefSeq, a predicted model, not a curated record